CCAAAUAAGCAGUUUCUCAUUCAUUCACCGCUUCCUUUAUUGACUUCCCUCCAUGGCUGACCAAAUCCUUUCUAAAAUCCCCUCCUUCCCAAGCACAGUUCCACCUGCUGCUGCUGCUGCUGCUUCUUCAUCAUAAUACAGGAUGAGCAACAACGGCACAGAUAAUUCCUCUGGAUUCCUAGGAUCCAACAACAUCAGUGGAUUCGGGUAUGGCAUAGGAAUAUCAAGUGGGAUUCUUCUGCUUGUCACCACCAUCACCCUCACUUCCUAUUUCUGCACCAGAACACAGUCACCACCGUCUUCUCCCUCCCCCUUGGCUGCUCGGAGAAAUCUCCCCACUUUCUUUGAGCCGCAUCACACGGUGGUGGAUGUGGGGAUAGACGAAGCCACCAUUCUGAGCUACCCCAAGCUUCUGUAUUCUGAGGCCAAGCUACAAAAGCCAGAUUCCACGGGGACAUGCUGCUCCAUAUGCCUAGGAGAUUAUAAAAGCAGGGAUAUGCUUCGGGAGUUGCCGGAUUGUGGUCAUAUAUUCCACCUUAAGUGCAUUGAUCCAUGGCUCAGAAUGCAUCCAACGUGUCCUCUCUGUAGAACAUCUCCUGUCCCAACACCACUCGCCACGCCUCUCGCCGAGGUGGCUCCAUUGACCACCAUGCGGGUACCAUAAUCGUAGGGACUAGCGACACUUGAUCGAAGCAGCAUCAGAAAUCUGAAAUGCUUUCAUAUCAUCAUUGUCACGCUAUGAAAUUAAGACGCAGUUAUUGAUAGAGCAUUCUUUUUCUUCUGUGGGUUUUUAUCCCCCUCUCGUUUGAUUUGAUAUUGUAAAUUCUUUCCUAUUGUGGCAGGGUCCAUCAGUAUUAAAAAAAAAAAAAACGGGUCAAUGUCUAAUUAAUU
Molecule: messenger RNA, 891 nt
Organism: Neltuma alba
Lineage: Eukaryota; Viridiplantae; Streptophyta; Magnoliopsida; Fabales; Fabaceae
Product: RING-H2 finger protein ATL70-like
Exons: 1
Coding region: 143-664 (173 amino acids)
Source: RefSeq, a predicted model, not a curated record